AUGACAGUUGCAACUUCAACCUCAUCCACUCAGAAGGCUCUCGAUAUCUUUUGGGAUACUAAACUCUCAUCUGAAGAAGCAAUCCCCCGACCACCCAAUGUUCUUCCUAAACAUGUAUACGAACGUCUGCUCGGUGAAAAUAAACCAAGCAGUAUAGUCUCUGGAUGUAGUGUCAAUGUCUCAUACGAUUUAGCUGUCAAACAAUGCGAAGCCAAGGUUGCUGCCAUCGUAGCAGAAUGCCAACGGAAUAACACCAAAUACAGUGACAACGAAUUCAACCUCGAUGAUAUGGAGUAUUGCCUCAGAUCUCUCACACUUACAGAACAAGACACAAUGAGUGAAGGAGAACAUACAAGAUUAAGAUCUUCGAAGAAACCCAUGGCUGCGAGGACAGUCAUUACACGAGCAGAAACCUUCAAUCUUACCGCGCCUCAAGUGCGAGAGCCAGCUUGUGCAAAGAGAAUAAGUGCGAUCUUCGAUGCCCCAAAAUUCUUCACUGGUCAUGAAGCCCAUGUACAAGAUAUACGACAAGGAUCAGAAGGAGAUUGUUGGUUCAUAUCGUCUCUUGCAUGUCUAACUGUAGACGAAGCAUUUCCGCGACUCAUCAACAAACUUUGCCCGGAAAAAGCACGAAACGAAGAAAUUGGAGUGUAUGGAUUUGUGUUCUAUCGUGAUGGAGAAUGGGUGUCAGAAAUCGUCGAUGAUAAGCUUUACCUUACAAAUCCCGAUUACGAUGAUUGCAAUGAUGAUAGAAGAUUGGUGUGGGAUCGUUCUCAUGGAAGAAUUGACCCGGAAGCUUCUCGUGAGGACUAUAAGAAGACUUUCCAAACCGGCUCGGAUGCAUUAUUUUUUGGUUCUUGUGCUGAUCCAAACGAAACCUGGGUGCCACUUAUUGAGAAGGCAUUUGCCAAAAUUCAUGGCGAUUAUGAAUCAAUCAGUGGGGGCUGGCCUGGUGAGGGUGUCGAGGAUCUUACCGGUGGUAUUGCUGCCCAGUUUCUUACCGCUAACAUACUUAAUAAAGAUUCAUUCUGGACUGAAGGUCUUUUGAAAGUCGGCAAAGAUUUUAUAUUCAAUACUGGUACAAGGGAUUACGACCACCCUGAUCCAUAUCAACUAGGAAGGCAAGGUAUCGAAGAUGAUCAUGCUUACUCUGUUCUUAGAGCAGUUGAGUACCAAGGAAAUCGUCUUUGCCUCGUGAAGAAUCCCUGGGGUGAGACUGAAUGGAAUGGCCCGUGGUCGGAUGGGUCUAAAGAAUGGACCCCAGAAGCACUUCAUGCUCUUAAUCAUAAGUUUGGCAAUGAAGGUAUCUUCUGGAUGCCUUAUGAAGAUUUUCUCGAUCGAUAUGAUGAGAUCUGGAGGACGAGAAUAUUCCAUUGUGAUUGGUUCAAUUGGCAUGUUGCCCAACAUUGGACUACUGUUAACGUAUCUUGGUCGGAUGAUUACAAUGAAAUUUCAUUUCACUUUACAAUUCCAGUCCCAACCACAACAGUGAUAGUUCUCUCACAACUUGACACUCGUUACUUCGGUGGUCUUACGGGUCAAUAUACUUACUACCUCUCUUUUCAGCUCCAUAAACCAGGCCAGAAAUGUCAGAUUGCUCGCGGCUACUCUAGUGGUGAUCGUUCCGCUGCCACUGAAGUGUUCCUCGAAGCGGGUACUUACGAAGUUUAUCUUAAAAUAACCGGGUAUCGUGAUGAUACACUUCCGCGGGUUGAAGAUAUUGUCAAAGAUAAUUGGCUUGCUAGAAGGGAUAAACUAAUCCAAAUUGGUUUAAAGCAUGAUAUGGCCUAUGCUAAAGGUGUGAUUAUGAAUGACUUUCCGAAGAAGAAUAAGAGAAUAUCUCUCGCUACGCCAAUUACUCUUACCACGCCUUCAGUACUUACACCACCUCCAACUUCGCUCCCAGCGCCCGCUCUUCCCUCUCUCAAUGACGAAGCAGAUAUGGCCAAAGAUGCUUGGAAUGCAUCAUGCGUUGUAGGCCUCAAGAUCUACACACAUGAGACGAUAGCAUCGAUUGGCAUAGGAAAAGCAGCGGAUGCAGUCAAGGUUGGUAUUAGUCCAGAUUUGACAGAGACGGAACAGGGUAUUCGUAAGCUUUUCUCUACACUUGACAUUAAAUUUUCAAGUAACUUACGAAAGGUCAAGAUCAAGACGAAAAAGAAAACUUUUCGGAUUAAGUGGAACUUCAAGAACAAGAGGUGGAAGGAGGAGAUACCGUUGAGUAAUGGAAGAAAAGAAUUGUGGAAUGGAAAGGUAGACGCAAAAAGGCAGACGAAGAAAGAAAAAAGAAGGGAGAAAAAGGGGAGAGUCAAAAGAGAGUCGAGGAGGCAAAUUGAUUGA
Molecule: messenger RNA, 2340 nt
Organism: Botrytis byssoidea
Lineage: Eukaryota; Fungi; Ascomycota; Leotiomycetes; Helotiales; Sclerotiniaceae
Exons: 4
Coding region: 1-2340 (779 amino acids)
Biological process (GO): proteolysis
Cellular component (GO): cytoplasm
Molecular function (GO): calcium-dependent cysteine-type endopeptidase activity
Source: RefSeq, a predicted model, not a curated record